AUGAAGAUCACAACGCUCGUCAAGAGUGCCGUCUUGACUGUCUUGGCGUUCGGUCUCGCCUCUGGUCUCCUCAACAUACCUGUUCCCCGUAACGCUGUCUCUGGCAAUGCUUCCGUUGUCACAUCCAGCGGUCUACCCGGCGCCACUUCGAGCGCUCGCGCUGCUUCAGUUACGGGUCGAAAGAUCGUCCUCCGCGUUACUGAUGCCAACUCACGCGGUGCUGCGUCGGUCAAGCCAAAGGUGAUUGCCACUGUGACACUCGAUGCUGCUCGCAGCGUUCUCUCGACACUCUCGGUGCCUGGCAUCCCCUUUGUGAGGUUCAGGCGACGUGUCCAACAAGUAAAGACAAGCGCAAAUCGCCUCUUCUCGCGAGCUAUGCCUGCGCUCCGAUGGCCAUACACGAGUACCUCCUCCAAGAUCCGUGGCGUCAAUCUCGGCGGUUGGCUUGUCAUAGAGCCCUUUAUUACUCCUGGCGUUUUUGCUGCUACGGGCAACGCCAAUAUUGUCGAUGAGUGGACCUUUGGUUCGCUUCAGCCCCGGGGUCAGGCCACAAAGAUCUUGCAAAACCAUCUCAACACGUUUUUGAGCGAGAGCGACAUCAGACAGAUCGCUUCUGCCGGUUUGAACCACGUUCGCAUCCCCAUUGGUUACUGGGCUUUUGAAGUGGCAGCGGGAGAGCCAUAUCUGAAGCUCAACCAGUGGGAUCUGCUCAAGCAGGCGGCUCGUGUGUGUGCUAAGUACAACAUCAAGGUGUUGGUGGAUUUGCAUACUGCACCAGGCAAUCAGAAUGGUUUCGAACACGGUGGUCGCGCCGGUGUCAACCAGUGGGCCAACGAUGCUUCGAAUAUCAACCGUACCGUCAACAUCUUGCAGACCAUGUCGAAAGAAUUUUCCCAGUCGCAGUAUGCCAACUCGGUCACCGCGAUUGAACUGCUCAACGAACCGGUUCAAGAUCAAAACGUUCUCAUCGAUUUUUACAUACGUGCCUACGAGGUCGUUCGUUAUCCCACUGGACGUAACGGCCCAGUUUCACCACUGUUGAUUGCGAUUAGCGAUGGUUUCAUCUCACCAGCUGUUUCCGACUACUGGAACAACAAGGCGCUGCCCCCACAGUACGAAGGUGUUGCUAUCGACUCUCACGUUUACACGAUCUUCUCUGCGGAACAGAUCGCUCUCUCGCCCUCCGAACGACUGGCCUUCUAUUGCUCGCUGAAACUGAAAUGGGCCAUUGCCAACAGCGUGCACCCGCAGAUUAUUGGCGAAUGGACGCCCGCCUACACGGACUGCGCCAACGGCGUCAACGGUCGUAACGCCGGCAGCAAGGCCGGCACAUCUGCGGAUUGCUACGCCAGAACCGGUGACGCAUCCACCUUCACCACGGAUUACAAGAAGAUGUUGGGCAGGAUGUGGGAAGCUCAGGUGGACUCGAGUGAAGGUGGCAAAGGCUGGUUCAUGUGGACGUGGAAGACCGAAGCGAAGGCGGCCGAGGAUUGGAGCUACCAAAAGGGCUUGCAGUACGGGUGGAUUCCUAGAGACCCAACUCAGAGACCUCAGGGUGUGAUAUGCGACAAUCCUGCUACAUACGGGAUGUAA
Messenger RNA from Mycosarcoma maydis (corn smut), 1593 nucleotides. Its product is annotated as putative exo-1,3-beta-glucanase precursor. Gene Ontology annotation, molecular function: beta-glucosidase activity. Gene Ontology annotation, cellular component: cell surface; extracellular region. Bases 1 to 1593 code for a protein of 530 amino acids. Lineage: Eukaryota; Fungi; Basidiomycota; Ustilaginomycetes; Ustilaginales. Gene Ontology annotation, biological process: glucan catabolic process. The transcript has a single exon. The record is from RefSeq and is a predicted model, not a curated record.